This is a messenger RNA of Panonychus citri (citrus red mite), 1283 nucleotides long. RefSeq names its product protein SEC13 homolog (gene Sec13). Lineage: Eukaryota; Metazoa; Arthropoda; Arachnida; Trombidiformes; Tetranychidae. The transcript has 2 exons. Gene Ontology annotation, molecular function: protein binding; structural molecule activity. Bases 154 to 1101 code for a protein of 315 amino acids. The record is from RefSeq and is a predicted model, not a curated record. Gene Ontology annotation, cellular component: COPII vesicle coat; nuclear pore outer ring. Gene Ontology annotation, biological process: positive regulation of TOR signaling; COPII-coated vesicle budding; protein import into nucleus.
GGAGACAGAUGAUUGUGAGAAAUUGAAUUGUAAACGUUUGUUGAUUGUUUUCAAUGUUUUAUUGUUAAUUGUUGACUGAUUUUAAUUAUUAUUUUCUUUUUUGUUAAUUGAUUGUGAUCUCUAUUUUCGAUCUAUCACCAGUUGCAGUUGAAUAUGGUUUCCAUUGGGGAAGAAAUUGCCACCGGUCAUGAGGAUAUGAUCCAUGAUGCGGUUGUUGACUUUUAUGGAACCAAAUUGGCCACUUGUUCAUCUGACCGAACAAUUAAGCUUUUUUCGAUUGAGGCCAACAAUCAGAAUUUAAUUGCUGUUCUUCGAGGGCAUGAGGGUCCUGUUUGGCAAUUGGCAUGGGCUCAUCCUGCUUAUGGUUCUAUUCUUGCUUCCUGUUCAUAUGAUAGGAAAGUUUUAAUUUGGAAGGAAACUGCUACUAAUAAGUAUGAAAAAGUUUACGAGUAUAGUGGACACGAAUCAUCGGUUAAUUCAGUUCAAUGGGCACCUAAAGAAUAUGGGUUAAUGUUGGCUGCUGCUUCUUCAGAUGGAGCUGUUAGUUUAAUCUUUAAUUCAGGUGGUGGAGGUGAUAAUUCUUGGUCAACUAGAAAAAUUCCAAAUGCUCAUGGUAUGGGAGUAAAUGCUGUCAGUUGGUGUCCCUCUCUUAUUCCGGGAAUGUCUCUCUUUCAAAAUGAUCCAAGUUCUGGUAAAACUCAGAUGAUUAAACGCUUUGUAACUGGAAGCUGUGAUGGUUUAAUUAAAAUUUGGAAAUACAUUGAUGACGAGGAUAAAUGGGAAGAAGAAUCUAAAUUGGAAGGACACAUGGAUUGGGUUCGAGAUGUUGCUUGGGCUCCAUCGAUUGGUAAAAGUUACAUUGCAAGUUGUGGUCAAGAUCGUAGAGUCCUAAUCUGGAAAAAUGAUGGACAAUCAAAUGAAUGGAAAUGUGUCCAAGUUAUGGAUAAAUUUGAAGAUGUUGUCUGGCAUGUUUCCUGGUCAAUCGCUGGUAAUAUAUUAGCAGUUUCCGGUGGAGAUAAUAAAGUAACUCUAUGGAAAGAAACCUUUACCGGUGAUUGGAUUUGUAUCAAUGAAAUAGUAAACAAAGGAGCUCCCAUUUAAAACCAUAAAUCACAUACACAUACACACACACAACAAUCUAACCUUUAUCACAAACAUAAAAAAAGGUUAAAUGUAAAAUAAUUAUAGUAUUUUUUUCCAACUCUUUCAAAACGAAAUCUUUUUUUUUCUCACCCAAAAAUCCAAAAUCAGAGAACAAGAAACACAUUUACCAAAUUCGAAAA